Syngnathoides biaculeatus (alligator pipefish) is the source of this 1999-nucleotide messenger RNA. It is a transcript of the gene star, whose product is annotated as steroidogenic acute regulatory protein. NCBI's taxonomy places the organism in Eukaryota, Metazoa, Chordata, Actinopteri, Syngnathiformes, Syngnathidae. The coding region runs from base 86 to 946 and encodes 286 amino acids. Gene Ontology annotation, biological process: steroid biosynthetic process; intracellular cholesterol transport; regulation of steroid biosynthetic process. The record is from RefSeq and is a predicted model, not a curated record. Gene Ontology annotation, molecular function: cholesterol binding; cholesterol transfer activity. Gene Ontology annotation, cellular component: mitochondrion; mitochondrial intermembrane space. The transcript has 7 exons.
UCAAAGCCGUCGCCACAGCGCUGACAUCCAAAACUGUUUCUCCACACCCGCAAUCUAGUUUUUGUCGUUCCCGAAGCGAAACGAAAUGCUCCCUGCGACUUUCAAACUCUUUGCUGGCAUCUCCUACCGACAUAUGAGGAACAUAAGAGGUUUAAGAAAGAAUGCAAUUGUGGCUAUUCACCAUGACCUGGACCGACUUGCAGGUCCAGGCCCGAGUCACUGGAUCAGCCAAGUCCGGAGACGAAGUUCCCUCCUCAGUUGCCCGAUUAGGGAGGAGAGUGGAUUCAGUGAGGAGGAAAUGUCCUAUGUCAAACAAGGUGAAGAUGCGCUGAAGACGGCUAUCGGAAUUCUCAGCGAGCAGGACGGCUGGACUGUGGAAACGGUCGCCCCAAACGGUGACAAAGUCCUGAGUAAGAUGUUGCCCGGCGUGGGGAAGGUGUUCAGGCUGGAAGUGCUGUUGGACCAGCAUCCGGACAGCCUUUACGGGGAGCUGGUGGGAAACAUGGAGCAGAUGGGGGAGUGGAACCCAAAUGUGAAGCAGGUCAAGAUUCUUCAAAAGAUCGGCAAGGACACGAUGGUGACGCACGAGGUCUCAGGAGACACCCCCGGCAAUGUAGUGGGGCCUCGGGACUUCGUCAGCGUUCGCUGCGCCAAGCGCCGCGGAUCGGCCUGCUUCCUGGCCGGGACGGCCACUCGGCACCCGAACAUGCCCGAGCAGAGGGGCGUGGUCCGGGCAGAGAAUGGGCCCACCUGUAUAGUCCUGAAGCCCAGCAAUGAAGACCCCACGAAGACCAAGUUCACCUGGUUACUGAAUAUAGAUUUAAAGGGCUGGAUCCCAAAAACCAUCAUCAACAAAGUGCUGUCCCAGACGCAGGUGGACUUCGCCAACCACCUCAGGCAAAGGAUGGCCACUCAGGUUUCCCUGGAGAUGGCCGACGCGUGCUGACACAAGAUGGUCUGCGCUGCAGCAAACUCAUGCACCGUCAAACAUCGCAAACACGCUAUGAUCAGAGCAGAAAACAACAAUUAUUAGGCAAAGUAGAUGAAUAUAUCGCUUGAUUUACACCUGGAAACAUGAGCAAUCUUACACCUCUUAAUAGGCGACCUAUCAGUGAGACAACAAUCACGUUUCUGAUUAACGUUAACAAUGUAGAAACUGCACAUUGGUAACAACAUGGGUAUCGUCCAUUGCCGUAUUUUGAAAAUGCAGAUUUUAUUGCAGCGCUUUAUUUAUUGAUUUUGUGCAGUCGCGUUCAAUCAGCCGCCAUGUGAAUAAAAGAUUUCUAUGCUAUUGAUAUUUAUGAUCGUAUACGAAACAGCACCGAGGUGCUACUUAUCCUAUUUUCUCCUGAUGCACUAGAACUCAAAGAAAUGCAAAAAGAACACUUUGUGUGUAUUCUUGCCCGACCCUGCAGUAGAAUUGAAAUGAUUGUCAGCUUUAUGGGGAGCAUACGUAACCGAGCACAGUAAAACACACAUGCCGACGUUCUUCGCUGACAGCUUGCCAGAGAGCUGGGGCGCUCGGUCCGUCUUACGGGCGCACGGAUGCCAGCAGCACAUUUCCUCACAAGUAACAAUGGAUUUUUUUUUUUUUUUUUUUUUAAAUCUCUUAAAGGAAAUCAGUUUCGUGGCCACUUGUGUAACAUUUCCGCUUUUUGUGGUGAGCCACUUCGUCCAAAAUAUCUGCACUGAGGAGAGUCUUCUCCCCGCUGGAGCACAAACUGACUAAAGUUUCACCCGAAACCGCAUUCUUCAGCACCACUCUCGCCAUCAACGUGAGCAACCACCCAUUCACAUAGUUGUGCCCGAGUGGUUACGGGUUCGAAUCUUGGAAUUUGCAUGUGCUCCCGGCGCCUGCGUUGCCCAUGGGUCGAGUGUGAAUAUUAAUCAGAGUUGAACAUGCUUGGUUGGUAUCGCUCGUUUUAUGUGCUAUUAUUUGGCAUUUGGUAGUACCGCAACUACAAAUAAUACAAAUAAAGCUUUACGUCUUGUCAUUGAA